UUCACCGUUAUCCCAUUAUUAACAGUGGAGAUACUAUUGCUUUGAGGUCGGCCUUCACUUCUGGCUCUCUGGUCACAAGAAUGGUUCGGUUGUGGGAGACGCUUCUGCUUCAUUUAUACCUGCCAUGGACUCACUAUUGCUAACUCUAAAUGGUGGUCUUCUUGUAACUAUGGCCGGAUGGGGUGUUUACCAUUUUUGCAAAGGGAAAGAUGAACGGACAGCCAAUUGACAGCGGAGAUACUGUGUCACUCAGUUCGAACCGCUAUGGGAUCAGUUACCGCAUGUAUUGCACUGCUUCUACCAACACUUAUUGUUGUGUGCGAUCGUAAGUACACAAUUCUUUCAAAUACUCCGUUGAUCCCUUCUUAUUCCUCGAUUAUCCGUGUUUUAUUUCAACACUGGUUCUGUGAAAUAAUUUUAUUUGUUUCUCUGAUACCAAUUUAGAAUUUGAGGCACCUCCUUAUGAGAAUAAUGUGUUGUUGAAAUGUACUUUUGGUUAAAGAUAAUUUUUUUCCUUUUGUAUUCAUGUAUUAAAAUAUCUGCCAAGACGUUUGGGAUUGAAACGAAAAAAAAAUUUAAACUAGUUGAUGUAGGAAGAAAUUAAACCCAAAGAUGAUGUAUGCGUUUGAGAUAGCUUUUAUUUCUUUUUUUGGACAAUGGCAAUUGUCCGAAAAAAGGUUUAUCUAUUUAAAAGAAAACUUAAGUCCCUUUUUCGCAAUUGUAGCCUUACCUGGUCUAUGACCGGAAGUGAGUGGCUCAAGUAUUCCCAGGCCACCUUCCAGAUCUUCUCCAAGAAUGCAGAGGAUGGUAGCCCUGUGCAAUAUGGUGAUGUGGUGGGCUUCAAAUAUCCCUACAGCACCAACAGUGCAUGGUUAACUAGCUACAAAGGCAGGUUUUACCCGCGUAACUGUAGCUGUUGUAGUAAAUCAUCGUGUGCAGCCGAAAACACCAACACCGGCUUCAAGAUCUUCAAGAAAUUACCUUAGAAAGUGCACCCUGACGUGAUUUUUGCGGUCCCUCGAUAAGAGAUUUUAACAGCAGAAACUGUAGAUGCAUAUAAGUUUUU
Pocillopora meandrina is the source of this 1066-nucleotide messenger RNA. The record is from the annotation of a GenBank genome assembly. NCBI's taxonomy places the organism in Eukaryota, Metazoa, Cnidaria, Anthozoa, Scleractinia, Pocilloporidae.